GCAGGCGGACUGAGGGCGGCAGGCGGGGCCGCGCAGCCCGUAAAAGCUGCUCAGGCCCGGGCUCCGCACCGACAGCGGCGACCAUGGCGCGUCUGCCCCUCUCUCUGGCAAUGGGCCUGGCUCUGCUCGCGAUCUGCCUCCUGGCGCUGUCUCCCGACGUCCGCGCCCAGCCGCGGGACCGCAGGACUGGAGAACGCAAGAACCUGUCCACCAACGACCCGCAAGUGCAAAGGAUGGCGCAGACGGCCGUGACCACCUUCAACAGUGGCAGCAACAGCGUCUACUACUUCCGCGAUACCAACAUCAUCAAGGCGGAGAGACAGCUGGUGGCUGGUGUCAAGUACUACCUGACCAUGGACUUGGAGAGCACAGCAUGCCGGAAGACCAGGGUCUCUGGAGAUCACCUGGACCUCACCACCUGUCCCUUGGCCACAGGGGUGGAGCAGGAGAAGCUGCGCUGUGACUUUGAGAUCCUUGAAGUCCCCUGGAAGAAUUCCACUGAGCUUCUGAAGCAUAAGUGUAUGCAGCAGUAACUGGCCCUCGGGCCAGCAAUGGGAGGAACUGCACACAGGGUGGAGGGCACUGCUGGGCCCCAGGCCACAUGUGCUGCAAUAAACAACCAGCACUGCUUCUUGUA
Heterocephalus glaber (naked mole-rat) is the source of this 637-nucleotide messenger RNA. It is a transcript of the gene Cst6, whose product is annotated as cystatin E/M. The record is from RefSeq and is a predicted model, not a curated record. Lineage: Eukaryota; Metazoa; Chordata; Mammalia; Rodentia; Bathyergidae. Gene Ontology annotation, cellular component: extracellular exosome. Gene Ontology annotation, molecular function: cysteine-type endopeptidase inhibitor activity.